AUGUUUAAGAUCAAUAUACCUCAAUGGUUAAACUAUCCUUUGACUUUUACAGGCAUAACUGGUUUAACAGGAUUUGUUCUAUUAUAUCUGUGCCAGUGCAAACUGAUCUAUCCUGCUUCUUAUCCCGAAGGAUCACGUCAAGAAGUAGCAGUGCCUUCUGAUUUCGGGAUGCAGUAUACAGAAGAAAACUUGUUGACUAAAGAUGGAGUCAAGUUGAAGAGUUAUAUUAUUGUCCAAACCGAUAAAGAACAAGCUAAAAGAGUACCUACUAUCUUAUACUUUCAUGCAAACGCAGGAAAUAUGGGACAUCGUUUACCUAUUGCCAAAGUAUUGUAUGACAGAUUUAAAUGUAAUAUUGCCAUGCUAUCUUACAGAGGCUAUGGUAAAAGUGAAGGUAGUCCUAAUGAAAAGGGAUUGCGUAUUGAUGCUCAGACCAUGUUGGAUUUCGUAAGAGAACAUCCCAUCCUUAAAGAUACCCCACUUGUAGCAUAUGGCCAAUCUAUUGGCGGUGCAGUAGCUAUUGAUCUUGUGUCUCGUAAUGAAGAUUCAUUUUCUGGCUUAAUGAUUGAAAAUACUUUUUUGAGUUUGCCUAAACUAAUCCCAAGUGUGAUGCCAUUCUUGAAGCAUUUCACUUUUCUUUGUCAUCAACAAUGGCCUAGUGAAAAGAGUAUUCAGCGUAUUGUCAAGACGCCUAUUUUGUUUUUGGCUGGUGCCAAAGAUGAACUUGUGCCCCCUUCUCAUAUGUUGAAAUUGAAUGAACUAAGUGAAUCAAGAGCAGAGAAAGUAUGGGUUGCUUUUCCUUAUGGUAUGCAUAAUGAUACAUGUAUGCAACCUGGUUAUUUUACUGCUAUUCGAGAAUUUUUGGAGAAGCAUAUAUUGAAACUCGAACAAGAGAAAGAGAAGAGUCCCCCUGUAUUAGAAGAAAGUUAUAUUGAUGGACAACUGGUGGAUGAAAAUAAUGAUACUUCGUAUCAACUUGUCAGUGGUGUGACUGAUGAUGAAGGAAUGACACACAGUUUCCAAGUUGAAUCUGUUGAACUUGAUGAAGAAGAAGAAUAA
Molecule: messenger RNA, 1059 nt
Organism: Gilbertella persicaria
Lineage: Eukaryota; Fungi; Mucoromycota; Mucoromycetes; Mucorales; Choanephoraceae
Product: Alpha/Beta hydrolase protein
Exons: 6
Coding region: 1-1059 (352 amino acids)
Cellular component (GO): membrane
Molecular function (GO): palmitoyl-(protein) hydrolase activity
Source: RefSeq, a predicted model, not a curated record